UCUGUGAUUACAUCUGCAACCUUGUACAUGUGACUAUUUAACUCUAAACGCUAUAGGCUACUCUAACGGACUGUAUUUGGGCAGGUGUGUUACCUGUAAGUGCAACCGUGUAAGGGGCAAGGUUGUAUUCCCUCCCUUUGUUUACUACCUCUUCCGGCACAGCUCACACAGAUAGGUUGAUCAAAUUCUAUGCAAAUGAGAUGUAUCCAGCAGAUGGGAAAUACUGGUGAUUAAAAACUUCCCUCGCCGCAUGUUGUCGCGCUUGUCUGUUCUAAUAUAUGACAUUUGCUAGCCUGCAUUUAAACCUGCUUGCAGUCGGCCAAAUAAGCGCUCUUCCUUCAGUGAUAAUAGUGCGCGGAGUCCACCUAAACAGGAUCACAGGGAGUGAGCAGCUUCCUGGUCAUAAAGAAGUGUGUCUUGCUUCAAUUUCAGUGAUUGCCUACGCACCGCAGUCACCACCAGAGCGGGGUUAUUGACGCAGUGUGGAGUCUCCCAGCAGCAUUGCCAACUCGGCUGCACUACAGACGCAUCCAUGAGCAAAACCGCGAUGGCCGUGGUACAGCUAGAUACCGAAGACCAUCAAUCGGAGAACGGCUUUGUGUCCCUCGAAACAGAGUCGCCGGGAUUGCUCACACGCAUUGACAGUUGUGUCUUGCCUUUUCUUGGGGGAUUUGGGAAGUACCAGAGACAGCUAAUCGUGCUGACAUGGAUUCCGGCGUUAUUUAUUGGAUUCAGCCAGUACUCUGAUGAAUUCCUUCUUGCCCAACCGAACAACACAUGUGUUCCGCCUAUGGCAAACACGACUAAUUUGACUAGAAGUCCUUUAUUUCAUGGUGCAAAUAAUAGUUUUCCGCGAACAGCGGCGUACGUUUAUACCAAUGGCACCCACAAUUAUACGGCUAGGCAUCUGCAACAUUGUAUGUGCAAAGAGUGGACGUUUGAGCUGCAUACCGGACUCAUUCAGAAUGUGGUUACCAAGUGGAGUCUGGUGUGUGACUCGGCAUGGAAGGUCCACAUCGCUAAGUUCUCUCUGCUUGUGGGCUCCAUAUUCGGAUACCUGGUCUUUGGGGUCCUGGCAGACUGGUUUGGUCGCCACCCGGUCCUGAUCAUCUCGGUUCUGUUCAUGCUGGUGUUCGGUUUGACCGUGGCAUUCUCGGUCAACGUUCCCAUGUUCAGCACCUUGCGCUUCUUCGAGGGCUUCUGCCUGGCAGGCAUCAUCCUCUCCCUCUACAUCCUCAGGAUUGAGCUGUGCCUACCAGCCUGGCGUUUCUCCAUGACCAUGGUUGCCAGCUUUGUGGUGCUGGGCGGGCAGCUCCUUAUGCCAGGGAUGGCAUACCUCUGUCGAGACUGGCAGGUUCUGCAGGCCGUCAUCAUCUGCCCGCUGAUCCUCAUGGUCUCUUAUAUCUGGAUCUUCCCCGAGUCUCUGCGGUGGCUGCUGGCCACUCAACAGUAUGGCCGCUCCAAGUGGAUCAUGGGACACAUUGCCAAGAAGAACCAGGUUAACACCGAGCUGGACACUGAUCACAUCCUCACAGAGUUGCAGAAAGCUCUUCAGAAGAAGCCCAAAAAGACAUGUAUUGUGAAGAUGGUGGGGACAAGGAACCUGUGGAAAAACAUUGUGGUCCUCUGCGUGAACUCACUGACGGGCUAUGGGAUCCACCAUUGCUUUGCCCGCAGUAUGAUGGACCACCACGAGACCCACGAGUCCACCAUGUUCCACAACUUCUACGCUGACUACUACACCAUGGCGGGCAUCGCAGUGGCAUCAUGCAUUGCACUGUGCCCGGCAGUGUCCCUGAUGGGGAGGAGGGGUGGCCUGCUCAUGUUCAUGAUAAUCACUGCACUGGCAUCACUGCUGCAGCUAGGCCUGCUCAACUUACUGGGGAAAUACAGUGUACAUCUGAAUAUAGAGCGCUCGGAUACGCUGAAUAAGAACUUCUCCAUCGCCUUCUCCAUCAUCGGCAUGUUCUCCUCCCACGCUGUCAGCAACUUGAGCAUCUUCUUCUGCGCUGAGAUCACUCCCACCGUCAUCAGGGGUGGGGGUCUGGGCCUGGUGCUCGCCAGCGCUGGCUUCGGCAUGCUGACCGCCCCCAUCAUGGAGCUCCACAACCAGAAGGGCUACUUCCUUCACCACAUCAUCUUCGCCUGUUGCACCCUCAUCUGCAUCAUCUGCAUUCUCCUCCUCCCCGAGACGCGCUACCAGCCCCUGCCCGAGACCCUGGCCGACGGGGAGUGUUACACCCGCCAGCCCCUGCUGCCCCCCAGGAAGCCUGGCGAACAGCGCCUCCUCCUGUCCCAGUUGGAGAGCAACAGGGACUACACCCGGGUCCAUGACACGCCGCUGCACGAGGCGGCCGCCACCGCCGUCUCCACAAUGGAGUUCACGGCGUCCUCCGCUGUUGACCGCACAGCACCAUCGGCUAUUGAUAUUUCGGCGCCCUCCACUAGGACGUUAAGGUCACACCAGCAUGAGUCUGAUGGCAAAUCCACUGAAGACUCCACUGAUAUACCCCUCAUUAAUUCUGUUUCCCCCUCAUCCACUUUCAUUGUUGAUGACGAGACAGCUCCCUCCCCUACUAAAGACGUUACCACUGACCCCCUCACAGAAGAUACCCAUACAUCCAUCUUGGUCAAAACCAUUUCCCCUGUCACUGAAACUCUUCCCAUCUCUUUAUUGGAAUCAACCAUUCCGCCAGUACUUGAUUCAACCCCUACCUCCGCAUUGUACCCUUCCUCUCCCCCUGUCAUAGAAUCCACCCCUAGUUCCGUAGUAGAUCCUUCCACUCCCCCUGUCAUAGAAUCCACCCCUAGUUCCGUAGUAGAUCCUUCCACUCCGCCUGUCGUAGAAUCCACCCCUAGUUCCGUAGUAGAUCCUUCCACUCCACCUGUCAUAGAAACCACCCCUAGUUCCGUAGUAGAUCCUUCCACGCCACCUGUUAUAGAAUCCACCCCCACUUCAUUGGAUGCUCCAGAAGUAAUUGAAGCUCCCCCUACCUCCACAUUGGACUCUCCCCCUGUCAUAGAAACCACCCCUACAUUGAACUCUACCACUCCCCCUGUACUUGACCUUCUACCCCCCUCUCCAACACCCUCCCCUACUCCUGUCAUCAAUGACAUUUUUCUCCCUCCCCCCAUGGUGGACUGUACGACUCCUAUUGAUUCUGCUGACCACAUAACCACAGACCCGAUCAUAUACUCUCUAGAUGACAAACUCCCCGCUCCUCUUCCCCCUACAUCAGACCGUACCAUUCCCCUUCUCACAGACUCUGUCCAUACUCCAGAGUUGGACUCUUCAUCCCCAUGUGUUAAUAAUGUUAUUGUUUCUCCCGCUUACCCUGUCAUAGCUCAUUCCCCUGUUCACCCCCCCAUCCGCCCACUACCACCACCACCCAAUGACUCAGGUCAUAUCCCCACAACAGUGGACUCUUCCAUGCCCCCUGUCAUGGACACUGUUCACAGCCCCACUGUGGACUCUACCACUCUCCCCAUCACAGACAUUGUUCAACCCCUUUCAUUGGACUCUACCAUUCCGCUUGUCAUAGACUCUCAGCACCCCAACGUAACAGACUCUGAGACCACAGAGGCGGCCACCGCUUCCACAAUAAUGGACUGCACCAUCUCCUCCCCCAUAGACUCGGGUAUCCUCCCUAUAAUGGACUGCACUAUCUCAGAAAACCGCGUCAUCAACGGGGUGGCGUCGUCAUGAUCCAAGGCUCUACCUCUGGAACAAGGAGGUGUGCCCCUCCCUCGUGGAGGAAGAAGCCCUGGACAUCCAGGUCACAUGUAUGGAGUCAUUAACUGGCUGAUCAGGCCUCAGACAUUUUGGCUGCUCUGUAGGGAGAAUAUAGGUGACAGACAGGAGAGGGAACAGCUUGAUAUGGGGACGAGUGUAUCUCUGUGACACCUUUUACUGGGAACAGCCAGAAAACAGGACAGGAGGACUGUGCUGCGGUGACAGUAAUGAGUGGUUACUCUGCCACAGUGUGGAACUGUAAAUAAGUGACAUCAUCAGCGUUUUACACAGCUGUUGUUGGGGGAAUCUGUAUGUGUCAUUUUAGACUGAGAUACUACCAGCCAAAACUCCCUUUGACUUCUUCUGACACUUUAUCCCAAUGCUUAGUUGGAGAUGCUAUACAUACCACUAAAAACCAUUUGACUGUACAUUUGCCUCAAUUGCAGACUUAGAUGUACGCCCAAUGUGUUUGAUGUACAUUUGCCUUAUGUAGAAAAAAAAAAUACUUUAAGAAUACAAUGCAGAAUUUUGAAUGUCAACAGUGCCAGAUAUCUAAACCGAGUUUAGAGUGUCACCCAAUUGUUUUUGUUGUCGCUGAAAUGAGUUCUCAGAAACUGAAUGGAAUCUGUGUAGGGAAAAGAGCAAUUUGCCAAAUAUGAAAAACCAAAAGAAGGGCAAUAAAGUUUUGCCCCAAGUAUUGGAGGUGUUUUAAUGUAUGAUGCAAUGAGUUAAAAAUGACAAGCGAAACAUCUCAAGACUUCAGUCCUUAGUGUUAUACAAGCAUGGGUGUAUGAAAAGGUACUAGAGAAAGAGAAUGUCGUGAACUGAAGAGACAUGUUCAUACGUUUAAAAGGACAAUGGACUGUUUAUGUUGAGAGAAGGAGAGCUGUACCGGUGACGUGGUAUAAGUGAGAGGUCUGUUGGCACUUUAGGACUUUGUUGUGCUUGUUGACGUUACGGUCCUGUAAGUGAAACAUUUGAGAAUUUACAGACUAUAUCAAUGUUUCAUGGGACAUUUGUUUCCACUCUUAAAAACGUUCAUGAAUUGUACUGUAUGCAAUUGGAUCUUGUUAAUGUGAUACUCUAGGUCAAAUUGCGUAGUUUGUUGUUGUGCUACUGAUGUUGCGCUUGAUCACAAAAACAAAAAAAUAUUGCUAUUGUUUCAGGGGGGGGGGGGGGGGGUGUCCUUAGUGUAUAAAGAUAGGCGGCACUGUUAACAUUAUUUGUGUGAAUGUAAGUGGCACUUUAAUCUUCGCUACGGGGACAGCAUGUAAACAAAAAUGUGAACUUUUCCAUGGAACAAAGAGGUGAUGUUCAAAUGUUACCUAAAAAAACACUUGAGCUAUCUCUCUGAAAUGGACACAUGAAUGACAAAAGGAUUUUGUCUUCAUUACAAAUGCAUCUGUCAUUGCCACCAUCUUGUGUGUUUUCUUCAUGUAAUUAGCAUAUUUGGUGCCGUAAAAAUAUUUGUAGUAUAUUUCCCAAAUAAUAUACCAGAAAAUAUUUAAACUUCACCAAAGUAUGCAAAAUUGAUAUUUGUGAUAUUGACUCAAAUUCUGUUGCGUUUUGAAAUGUAGGCUUAUCCCUCGUUGUUUUUGUUCGUUUUUUACUUCAAAACUUAACUACCAUUUACUUGAAUUACUUUCAUUGUAAUCAAUACAGACAUGAUAGCGAAAUGUUGUCGUCAUUAUUGGAAAAAACUACAACAAAUGUCUCUGAUUAUUUUAAUUAAAACAAAAAUAUAUGAAGAGCUUUCUUUUUCUUUGAAAAACCCAAAUGUCUAGUGUCAACGUCUUGUUUUACCAACGUCUGUGAUUGACUGACUAUUGACAAUAGUACAUACCGGGCAAACAAAAUGGUGGCUGUCAGUUCACUGGUCAGGCAAUUGCAUCAGAUUGUGAUGAGAUCUGUGUUGUUGUUAGACCACUGUUUACAAAUACAACAUCACUUAUUGUGAUGUAGAGCUUUUUUUUAUUUUUUAUCUUUGACAUCUUGUCCCUUUCAAAUGCCAUGGAGUCCAGUCUUUUACAGUGUGUUUAAUAUAUAUUUAAACAGGAAAAUACAAUGGCUUUGGAGGUGACCAAAGUAUUAUGUAUCAUGCAAUAGCAGCCACUGAUCACUCUACUGUACACUAAUCAUACAGUAGUCAUCACAACACACACCGUCAUGUAGUUCUAUGGAUAUAAAAAUACUAAAAGUAUAACAACCUACUUUCUGUUUAUUCUCUGGUUAUUUCCUGGUAAAUAAGCACACUGUUAAAGAAGAUAUACUUGUUGCUGUGGUCUUCAUUCCUAAUACUACAUACACCUUGUCCAGAAAAUUCAAGCACGGUGGAGAAAGGAUAUGUGAAUCAAGUAAAACUUCAUUACACCCCUGUAUGAGUCUCUUAGCUUCUUUUAAUAUCUAAUAGACUUCAUGCCUCAAACCAUAAUGUCUCCUGUACUCCUGUCAAGUCAGAUUAGUACAUUUGGUUAGCUGUGAUGUGAGGAUGGUGUUACUAACGCACGAUAGUCUAUUGACACUGGAACAACAUAAGAGGUCAAUCGUACAAAUGUUGGAGUAUAUUGUCUGCAGCUGUAGCAAUACUUCUCACCCCACAUUUCUUGAACUGCAACCACUCUUAUCUUAAAAUGUCACAAUGCAACACAUUGCAACCUUACAUUACAGUCUCAGAUUUCAUAUGUAAUAGCAACAUCCGCACCAGCAAUGGUGUAUGGUUAGUCAGAAGUAUAAUGAUUCAUUCUAUUUCUAUGGGUAGAGUGGGGUGAUGGCUUGGAAAGUGGCUAUACUAAAACAGUACAAGUAGAUGGACAAUAUAAUACAUUGAGUAUACAGUUGUAAAGAAAAGGCAUUUAGAGAUGGAAAAGCAGGCUGAUGUUAUGUAAACUGACUAUGAUUUGCUGUGCAUUGAUAGGUUUUGCUAUUAUACAGGGGUCUGGAAAUGGUUCUCAACUGAUCAAAUGACUCACAUCAUCCUAAAUUGUCCCCACUGCAGCCAAACUAUGUUGCGGAAAUGAGAAAUAAUCCUGAUAUAACAGUUUCUGUUUUUGCAUGAUUUGAAUGAAUGAAUGAAUGUAAAAACAUGGAUUUUACCAGUUUUAAAUUUUCCCUUUUUUGUUUUAACUUGAAUAAUGCAUUUGUAUAUAAGCCAUAUGUGUCGUAAUAAACUUCACUAUUUAUUGAU
Salvelinus sp. IW2-2015 is the source of this 6917-nucleotide messenger RNA. RefSeq names its product solute carrier family 22 member 23. The record is from RefSeq and is a predicted model, not a curated record. Gene Ontology annotation, cellular component: membrane. Lineage: Eukaryota; Metazoa; Chordata; Actinopteri; Salmoniformes; Salmonidae. Gene Ontology annotation, molecular function: transmembrane transporter activity. Gene Ontology annotation, biological process: transmembrane transport.